GCCUUCAGUGGGCAGAGUUGACCAGUCGGGCCCCGCCCCCUCGGGCUGUGAGUGACAGGGCAGUGCGCCUGCGCACUGAGCUCUGGUUUGAAAGAAUGGCGCUGAUGGUGACAGAGGACUGGAUCCGACAGAGAGUGGAGCUGAAGGAGCAGCGGCUGGCGGAUGUACGUUCUUUGAUUCUGCCAGGAAGCUAUGAAGAAAAGAUCUCACAUCUUGGAAAAUCCCUCAGGAAUUUUACCCGCCUUAAAACACUAGAUCUAUCUCGUAAUUCUCUGGUUACAUUAGAGGGGAUUCAACACUUGAUUCAUCUGGAAAAACUCAACCUAUAUUAUAACAAGAUUGCAAGUUUGAAAGAGAUUUUUCUCCUUCGUAAUCUGGGUGGUUUGAAAGAACUUGACCUGAGACUGAACCCUGUGUCCAAAAAUGAAUCAGACUAUCGACUUUUUGUUGUGCACAUGCUCCCCAAUCUUAGAAGGUUAGACGAUCGACCAAUCAGAGACAGUGAGCGCAAAGCAGCACUGAUGCACUUCACCACAGAUCAGGCAUAUGAGUUCCAUGAUUAUCCUGCUCAGCAAGUGGAAAGUGAAAGGCCUAGACAUCCAAGGGUCGAAUUUAUAAACUCAUUGACAAAGAAAUGCUCAGAACUCGAUGAGGAUGAUGAAGCUGUUUUGAAUCUCAUCGCAAAGUGUGGCUGGGAUUUGAACAAACCUGCCGGAAUCACAGGUUUAGCCAAAAGUACUCCCGCGGCCAAGCUGCAUAACUUGCAGGGUAUCCGUGAGAUUGAUGAUGCUUCAGGAAGCCAGGAAGCAGCAAGAAACACCUUACCGUCGAACAGGUCCCUGUCUGUCAACAUUCCUAAGGCAGUUGUGAAUUCACAAAGGAAAGGCUCUGCAGAAUUUCAAGCAUUUACCGAAGAAUAUCCAACAUUACCCAAUGCUUCCUCUCCACGAUCUUGUGCCAUUGCAUGUGGCACAGAGGGCACUGCACGAUGUGGCCGAGUAACAUUUGCAGAUGAUAAACCCCGAGAGUUCCCUGCAGUGGAUCCCAACUUGAAAUUUCAAGAUGAGGCUGAAGCCUACCACAGGCUCACCUCCCGCUCACGCUUCACCCCACAUCCAGGCUCCUCCUCGCACAGUCCUCCUGCACCACGGCAUCAACUUCCCAAAUCGACAGCAUCUUGCACUUUCCUUGGUUCCUUGCCAGCCAAUGACAUGAAUGGAGAGAAGCCAAAAGCUGGAGAUCAGCCCUUCAGGCUGGUGCAUGAUCAUCCUGCAGAGAUGCUAAAUCUACUGGGUGGGCAUCCCUCAGCAGCCCCGACUCUGCCAGCCUCUCAUUACAAUCAGACAGAGGAGCCACAUGUAAGAAAGCAGCAUGCAUCUCAGAAACCUGGCGAUGACGAUGGGAGGAGCAAUGGUACUAGCCCGAGAAGCUGUGAGAUAGUUCAAUCGAUGUCCAAUGACAUACUGUCUAUAGGAUGUCCAGCAGUUGAUGCAAAUCCCUUUAACCCAGACCUCAUGGUUAGUUUUCUAGAUCUAGUUGACAGAUACUGGAACGGAUUUAAGUCUCUUCAUUGUAAUGAAAAAUUUCUGAAUCAGGCAAGAAAAAUGAUGUGCGUCAUUCAGGAGCAAGUGGCACUCGAAAACCAGCCAAAAGAAACUAAGAAACUUCAAGAAAGGAUAAACAAUUUAAAAGCGAAGAAUGAGUCUUUGGAAGCCUGCCUUUGCCAGCACAAGCAACAGUAUACUGAAGAAUUCCAAAAGCUGUCUGUGCAGCUGACGCAAGCUCAAAGGGACAUGGAAACAUUGAAGGGUUGUUUAGGUCAGACUUUGGAUGAGAAAAACCAUUUACAGAACCAUCUGAUAAAACUAGAACAAAAAGCACUUAAUGCUUCCAGUUCCACAAACCAACAAGUUGAAGAGCUGCAGAGCCACAACCAGAAGCUGCAAUGUGAGAUUGACAAUCUGAAGCAUCAAGUCCAGUGUUACACCAAAAUCCAAGAACUGACUGAUAAGCUCCAGGAAAGCCACAGGGCACUGGUGUGCACUAACGAACACUUGCUGAGGGAGCUGAAUGCAACACGAGACCGACACAAAGCAGAAGUAGACCAGCUGCAUUGGAGCUAUGUUCAACUAAAGAAAACCAUGGAGCAGCCCCCCUGCAACACGACUGUCACAACAUUUGGCAGCACGCCAUCGGGCAGAGAGAUUAAAAGUCAUGUGGAGUUAGGGCAGAGACCCCCCAAAAAACUGAAAUGACUUGCAAGAAACAAAUUACAAAGAGCUCUGUGCGAUGCCAUGCUGUUCACUGAAAGUGCUUUCCAUCAAUUCAAAGUUUAAUAACUCAUAGCCAGAGAUGUGUCAAACGUGUCUGCAGCAUGUGUAUAAAA
Molecule: messenger RNA, 2386 nt
Organism: Carcharodon carcharias (great white shark)
Lineage: Eukaryota; Metazoa; Chordata; Chondrichthyes; Lamniformes; Lamnidae
Gene: cep72
Product: centrosomal protein 72
Exons: 15
Coding region: 96-2255 (719 amino acids)
Molecular function (GO): protein binding
Source: RefSeq, a predicted model, not a curated record